AUGGCUAUGGGGGCAAAAGAACUUCAGCUACAGCAGAAGACACAUCCACACAACGACAAUCUUUUGACACCAAUAGCAGAAGCGGGAGAAGUGCAUUAUUGUUACGCUCUAAGCGAAUUGUCGCGACUGUUGCGUACGCCAGCACCGAUGAUGAACGAGACCAUUGACGCGAUCUUGACUCUCUUCUAUCUCAUGAUAUUUUACGAAGCACAAUUUGGUAACAAUAACGCCACUACGUCAAUACACCUUCAGGGAUUGGUGUCAUUCUUUCGUAGCUCCAAACAGCUGUCCAAUGGAAAUCACUUAUCAAUCGACCGACUUCCUCCGCUGUCGCAGCAGUUGUUGCUUCUCACUCUUCGACCCACCGACAAUGGCUCAUAG
Messenger RNA from Penicillium pulvis, 381 nucleotides. RefSeq lists its product as uncharacterized. The transcript is spliced from 2 exons. The record is from RefSeq and is a predicted model, not a curated record. Bases 1 to 381 code for a protein of 126 amino acids. Lineage: Eukaryota; Fungi; Ascomycota; Eurotiomycetes; Eurotiales; Aspergillaceae.